GCCGGGGCUGGCCGGGGCGCGGGGGCUGCUGCGGCUCCGUUGGCCGUGCCCGGGCAGAGCGUGGCUCGGCUGGGGCUACGCGCCCGGUGCCGCUGCACGGGCAGGCAUUAGAAGACCGCCGAGGGGCAGCAGCAGCGGUUCGGGCGCUGCGGGGAGCGCCGCCCGCGGAGCGCUUGUGCCCGGUCUCACUGCUGGGGCUGGGCAUGCGAAGGCAGAAGGGGGCCGAGAAGCACAGAGCUUGUUUGCAGUCGGGUUCAGAGGUGAUUGUUGCUGGUUGGUGCCAGUGUGAGAUGUACACAAACCCAGGUUUGCCUGUGUGGCCCCAGUGGUGGUGUAAGCCAUGAAGUUGUGCUUCAGAUCCCACCUGUGUCCAGUCCUGCCUCUGCAGUGACUGAUGCUGAGAGGUCUAUAUUUACUGAGGUGCAAGAUGCCUGCCCCAAGGCUGCUGUCUAACAGAACCUCCCAGCAAGCCUUGUCUACCUCUGCUUACACCUGGGAGUAUGAGUACUACGAGUAUGGACCAGUGUCGUUUGAAGGCCUGAGAGCUCAUAAAUACUCCAUUGUGAUUGGAUUUUGGGUCGGCCUGGCAGUUUUUGUCAUCUUCAUGUUUUUUGUCCUGACCCUGCUGACGAAGACAGGAGCACCACCACACCAAGACAAUGCAGACCCUUCUGAGAAGAGGCUUCGCCUGAACAGCUUUGUGGCAGACUUUGGAAGACCUCUGGAGGCAGAGAAGGUCUUUCCUCAGCAGGUAGCUGAAGAGUCCCAGUCCCUCUUCCAUUUCUGUAUUAAUGAAGCAGAACAUUUGGGCAGAGCAAGACAAAGUCUGAGAGGUGCAGGUCUGGAGAGUAACCUCCACUUCACCCAGGAAGUUCCCAGGAGCAGUGGAAUGUUUGAGGAGGACCUCAGCUGCCUUGGCAAAUUUAACAUCCCAAACUUUGUGAACACUGAGCACAACUCUUCACUAGCAGAGGACGACCUUCUCAUCUCAGAGCCACCAAUCAUUUUAGAGAGCAAAUCAGUCCUGCAGCCUUCCCAUCGGAUCAUGGACUGAAAAGGCCUCUUCCUUUAAGCUCCACUUGCUUCUUCAGGCAGAUAAUGUUCAUCCAGAGCUACAUUUGGUGUCUUGAUGCCCUUUUGAAGCUCUGCAGUUGACUCUUGUGACUCAAGCAGCACAACUGAAACCAAGGAGAUAAAAUGUGAAAGCACAACUCUCAUCUAGACUCUGUCUGCACUGCAGUUAGAGCUACAGCAAGACUUAUUUGGAUCUACUCAACAUGUGAAAAAUGCUCUAGAGAACAUUCUAAAGCUAUUAAUGGUCAAAGGGUUAAGAGUUUGCAAGCAUCAAAGUCUAGAUGCAGGCAAAUGAAAUCACACAGGAUGAUUUUUAACCAUCUGAAUCCAGCAGACUUUCAGCAGAACAUAAUAAAGUCAGGAGGAAAUUAAAAUCAGGUGCAAUGAUGCAAUUCUUCCCCUAGCAGACAAAGUAUUCUCCACAGCCACCCUGACAACUCCAGCACUUCUGAGGCUCAGAAUCAUCAAUUCUGCUCCCUCUGAGCUGUUAAUGUGAUACUGUGAUGAGGAAAAUGUUUUCCCUGUGAGGGUGACAAAACCCUGGAACAGGCUGCCCAGGUGUGGAGUCUCCUUCUCUGGAGACUUUCAAACCCCUCCUGGAUGCAUUCCUGUGCACCCUGGGUGCUCCUACCCUGGCAGGAAGACUGGACUGGAUAUCUCUGGAGGUCCCUCCCAACCCCUAAAGUUCUGAGAUUCUGUGAAAGGACAUCCCACUACAAACAUAAAAGUCUUCUGCUAACCUAUGACACUCUUCUGUGGCAUUCUCUGAAGGCUCUGCCUGUGAACUGGAGCACUAACCCCACAGCUUUCCUCUCUGGUCUUCUGUUUAAGGAGGUUCACACACUUCUUAGUGCACACAAACUAGACAUAACUGAACACACAGACAAUCUUGCCAGCUAAAGCUUUAGACAGACACUGUUACCAGAUUUCUCCUCGUGUGCAGCUUCUCCUUCUCCUUUUGCAGUUUCUUCUUUCCUGUGGGAUGAAAUGAAAGCUUUCACUCUCUUCUUGCACUGCAGGGAAAUCAUUAUUUUCCUGCCUCCCAGCUUUGGUGUCUCUUACAGUUAGCAAUGAAAUUAAAAACUGGAACUUGUCCAUUCUAUCAAAUCAUAAGUA
Molecule: messenger RNA, 2190 nt
Organism: Pogoniulus pusillus (Red-fronted tinkerbird)
Lineage: Eukaryota; Metazoa; Chordata; Aves; Piciformes; Lybiidae
Gene: MRAP2
Product: melanocortin 2 receptor accessory protein 2
Exons: 8
Coding region: 395-1054 (219 amino acids)
Biological process (GO): protein localization to plasma membrane; regulation of adenylate cyclase-activating G protein-coupled receptor signaling pathway
Cellular component (GO): plasma membrane; endoplasmic reticulum
Molecular function (GO): type 4 melanocortin receptor binding; type 3 melanocortin receptor binding; type 5 melanocortin receptor binding
Source: RefSeq, a predicted model, not a curated record